GCCGCGAACCGCUGCAGCUCGGCCGGGAGACGGCGCGACCCCGCGGCGGGGCCACCCGCAAGUCCAGCGUCGCCGCAGCCCCCCAAUGCGGCCGCGAGAAGCAGCGGGGGGGCAGGCGAUCAAAGAGCUCUUCUUUCACCUGCAAUCAAUUUCACCAAGUCAACAGCGCGGCUGGGAGCAUCGCGAGGGCGCAGGCACCUCUGUGCAGAAGGCAGUGCAGACGGAGUCCAGAUUCCCUUGCUGCUGCAGUCACUAGGAGCCCCAUCUUCUGGAAGGCCAGCGUUCCCGUGACCAUGGAGGCCUCUCUGUCCUGUCUGUGACUGGAGCAAUGCUGACCUCGGUUUCCUGGACCCAUUCUGACUCAGGAGCCUUCACGUAAAUGGGUCCAGUCAUGCCUCCCAGUAAGAAGCCAGAAAGCUCAGGAAUUAGUGUCUCCAGUGGGUUGAGUCAGUGUUACCGGAGCAGCAGUUUCUCCAAGGCCCUUCAGGAAGAUGAUGACCUCGACUUUUCUCUGCCUGACAUCCGAUUAGAAGAGGGGGCCAUGGAAGAUGAAGAGCUGACCAACCUGAACUGGCUGCACGAGAGUAAGAACUUGCUGAAGAGCUUCGGGGAGUCGGUCCUGAGGAGCGUGAGUCCUGUGCAGGACCUGGACGAUGACACCCCCCCGUCCCCCGCCCACUCUGACAUGCCCUACGAUGCCAGGCAGAACCCCAACUGCAAACCCCCCUACUCUUUUAGCUGCCUCAUAUUUAUGGCCAUUGAGGACUCUCCAUCCAAGCGCCUGCCGGUAAAGGAUAUCUACAACUGGAUCUUGGAACAUUUUCCGUAUUUUGCAAAUGCACCUACUGGGUGGAAAAACUCAGUGAGACAUAAUUUGUCUUUGAAUAAGUGUUUUAAGAAGGUGGACAAAGAGAGGAGUCAGAGUAUUGGGAAAGGGUCGUUGUGGUGCAUUGACCCCGAGUAUAGACAAAAUCUUAUUCAGGCUUUGAAAAAGACACCUUACCACCCUUACUCACACGUGUUCAACACACCACCCGCCUCUCCUCAGGCAUAUCAAAGCACUUCAGGUCCACCCGUCUGGCCCGGCAGCACCUUCUUCAAGAGAAAUGGAGCCCUUCUACAAGUUCCUCCAGGAGUGAUUCAAAAUGGAGCGCGGGUUCUGAGCCGAGGGCUGUUUCCCGGAGUCCGGCCAUUGCCCAUCACCCCCAUUGGAAUGACGGCCACGGUGAGGAACGGCCUCCCCAGCUGCCGGAUGCGGACUGAGAGCGAGCCGUCGUGCGGCUCCCCCGUGGUCAGCGGAGACCCCAAGGAGGACCACAACUACAGCAGCGCCACGGCCGCCGCCGCCCGGAGCACCUCCCCCGCCAGCGACUCGGUCUCCUCCUCCUCGGCCGACGACCACUACGAGUUUGCCACCAAGGGGAGCCAGGAGGGCAGCGAGGGGAGCUUCCAGAGCCACGAGAGCCACAGCGAGACGGAGGACGACGACAGGAAGCGCAGCCCGAAGGAGGCCGAGGGCGCGCUGGGGGACAGCGGCUACGCAGCCCAGCACAAGAAGCGCCAGCACCUCGCCAAGGCCAGGAGGGUCCCCAGCGACACGCUGCCCCUCAAAAAGAGACGCACGGAGAAGCCCCCCGAGAGCGACGACGAGGAGAUGAAGGAGGCCGCGGGAUCCCUCCUGCACUUAGCAGGGAUUCGGUCCUGUUUGAAUAACAUCACCAAUCGGACGGCAAAGGGGCAGAAAGAGCAAAAGGAAACCACGAAAAAUUAAAAACAAGUCACUGAUUUGUUUUGAACUUACGGCCAUUUGGUUUCAGCAUGUCAGGAGAUUUCUAAUGAUUUGUGGCAAUAUCAGCAAUUUACUUUUUUUUCUUUUUGGUUUGGUUUUCUUUCUUUUUCUUCCUUUUUUUUUUUUUUUACUUUGCCCCCCCUCCUUUGUUUGGGACCCUUAAGAAUUUUACUUUUAAAGGAGAUUGAAGCCAUAGAACUCAUAUUGACACUCAGCUGUUUUACAAAAGCUUUUCAUUAUCUGAAGACAAAACCGAAAAAGCCAAAAUUACCAUUGCUUCCUCCAGCUUGUCAGGAACAUGUGGCUGAACCCGCAGGGAUGUCAGCGAGAAGGCCAUGGGAUGGAUAACACUCGACACCUAGAGGCAUUUGUCAAAGUAGUCAUCUCCCAGGCCCCGCCAGUAGGUCUCAGAGGUCAGGGUGACCGCCCAGGGGCAUCACGGAGUGAGUGUACACAAGGCAGUCAGGAGAAGGGAGAGCCCUGUCCCUACAGACCCAGGCUGGGGCACGGGGCUGCAGGUCUUGCCUAGCAGGCCCUUGACGAGGCCGCCUGUGUGCACAGGUCGGUCUCCAGGCCUCUGUGCUGCUUAGCCAGGAAGCCCAGCAACGUUGUAAAAGGUGAGCACUGGGCAUCCACGUCACCAGGUGUCCGUGACUAACGAGAAGAAACGAGGUCAGUUUUUAGUGAUAUUGCUAACAUUGAAUUCUGUUCUAUAUUAAAUUAAGAGGAUGUUUUGCAAGCCAUACGCCUGAAGGUUGGCCCUGUGUACACACACACACACACACACACACACACACGAGGGACAGAGAAUGAGAGAAAACAAGCUGUGUCUUCUUAAUUGCCCAAG
Molecule: messenger RNA, 2636 nt
Organism: Condylura cristata (star-nosed mole)
Lineage: Eukaryota; Metazoa; Chordata; Mammalia; Eulipotyphla; Talpidae
Gene: FOXN3
Product: forkhead box N3
Exons: 9
Coding region: 380-1771 (463 amino acids)
Biological process (GO): regulation of DNA-templated transcription
Cellular component (GO): nucleus
Molecular function (GO): cis-regulatory region sequence-specific DNA binding; DNA-binding transcription factor activity
Source: RefSeq, a predicted model, not a curated record